GUGCAGGUAUACAAGUGUGGGUCUCACCAGGUAGGAUGCUGGUGAGGGCCGUCUGUGGUUGGCUCAGCCCUGUGUCGUCGGCACAGGUGGGCACUCGCUCCAUUUGGCCCAUUGAAGUGUGAACGGCUUGCUCUCCCUUGCUCUCUACAACGCCUUGUUCCCUUUGUUCUUUGUGUGUGUGUGUGCAUGCGUGUGUGCACGUGUGCAUGCAUGUGCACACGUGUCUGCGUGCAUGUGUCUGUGUGUGCAUAUGUGUGCACGUGCAUGCGUGUGUGUCCAUGCAUGUGUGCAUGUGUGUGCAUGGGUCCGUGUGUGCAUGUGUGUGUGCACGUGCAUGCAUGUGUGUGUGUGCUUCCAUGUGCACGUGUGCAUGUAUCUGUGUGCUUCCGUGUGUGUGUGUGUGCAUGUGUGCACGUGUGUCUGUGUGCAUGUGUCUGUGUGCAUAUGUGUGGAUGUAGGCAUGUGUGUGGAUGUGUCUGUGCAUGUGUGUGCACGUGCAUGCGUGUGUGCGUGUGUAAGAGACAGAGAGACUCCCUGGUGACAACUGAGCAGAGCUGGGAUUGUUCUCAGGGCUCCCCCAACAACCCUCACACCCAGCUUGGGGUGGGUAGGGGCAUCUGAGGCCCUGCUCUUCAGGCCCUUGCCACCACACAGCCCCAUCUCACACACCGGAGGACUGGUGCCUGAGACCUCUGCCUCACCCCUACCCACUCUGUCUCCAUUUUACCCCGUCCCAUCCCACCCACCCUUACCCAUGUUUUUAGUAAUUUGUUGUCCAAACAAAGUGCAUCUCUUAAGUACAAAUUGGUUUCUUUUCAUCAGAGAUAAAGUCUAACUCGAGCUUCUGGUUCCCCUGAAGUAGGCAGAGCCACGACAUUCCUCCUGGAGCGGAGCGGAAUGGGGAGUCCUGUCUGUGCUGCCCAAGCAGGGGGAGGACAAAAAUAUCAUUAUCAUCUUUUACUCACAGCACCACCGCCCAUAGGUCAGUUUGUCCUACUGUGUGAUUGUCUGUUGCUGUGAUGCUGGAAGCUAAGCCACUGAUAUUUCAAACACCAGCAGGGUCACCCAUGGUGGACAGGCUUCAGCGGAGCUUCCAGGCUAAGACAGACUAAGACCUACUUCUUGGAGUUAGCCAAUGAAAACCUUAUGGGUCACAAUAGAACAUGGUCCUACUUGCUUGCUUUGAGAACGUCAUCAGGACGGAUCAAUCACUAGAAGAGGAUGUCAUGUUUGGUGAAACAGGGGGCCUGCAAGGGUGAGGGAGACCCUCAGUGAGGUGAGCUAGCACAGUAGCCGCAACCGUGGGCUUGAACAUGGUCACAAUGAUGAGGAAGACGCAGGAUCAGGCAACAUUUCGUUCUGUUGUACGUAGGGUUGCCAUGAGUCGGAACUGACUUGAGGGCAGCUAUCUCUAUGUGUCUGUCUGUCCAUCUCACAGUAAAGAGCACUGAUCUCAAGCACACAGUUCAGUGCAUUUUUAUGUCAGUAUCCUGCCUGGGUGGCUGCGGCAUCUGCCUUUUCACCGUGUUCUUUCCGUGAUCCUGAUUCCUUGGAGAAGUUCAGGAUUCCAGGCACAGCAGGAAUGCCAACAGUCUCUCUUGGGCAAUAGAUAUAGGCCCUGGCUCAGUCACUUGGCUUCACUGGGUGCACCCCCAAAUCCCCCCCAGCACUGAAACACUCUGCCUCUGGAAUUUAAGUCCAGGUAGGGCCCUUGGGUGACCAGGCUGUGAGGAUGGGGCCUUUGAGAGGCCAAGGGGAACAGAGGAGGAGCCCAGGUAAGGAGCUUUAGUGUGCAGAUCUAUAAAAUGGGGAUAAGUGCUGCUCUUACAAGGCCGUUGUGAAGAUUACAGGGGGAGUGCCCAGGAGAGGAUGUAGGUACCCAAAAGUGAGUGUCCUUUCCACCAGGUGGGCUUCUUGAGGUGUUGGUUACCUGGUAGCUCAGUCUGUGACGUUUCACUGGGCUGUCCACAUGUGACUGUGCACUCUUCUGUAUGUAUAAACCUGUUGCCACAGAGCCAAGUCCGACUCAUAGUGGCUCUGUAGGACAGAGUAGAGCUGCCCCAUAAGGUUUCCAAGGAGCGGCUGGUGGAUUCAAACUGCCAGCCUUUUUUUUUUUAUUAGCUGUCGACCUCUUAACCACUGCGCCACCAGGGCUCCUCUGUGUGUAUACUAAAAUACAAGUUUAUAAAAAAAUUUAGUGACCAUUCCCUCCAACCACAGUUAGGCUGGAGGCACCUCAGGGUCUCUGGUAGCUUUUUCCAGGCCUGAGCACAGGGCUGGGGGCAGGAAGAGGUCUCCCCAGGUGGAGGAGGUGUGCUCCUUUCAGCCCUCAGGCUCCACUGCUACCAGCCUUUCUGUGAUGUUUCUCUGCCCCCUGGUGGCAAGAGGGAUCUCAGCAGCACAAAGCCCCAAGUGGGGCCCCUCAGGGUGCCUUGUGUCCUGUCCCUUCUCACCCUUCCCACCACUUUGGCCAGGAAGGAAUCCAUCAGGGUCCAGAAGGCUGGGGCCUGGGCUGGAGCAGGGGUUGGACCCACAGGUAGGAGCAGGUGGUGCAGCAGGUGGAGGCUGUUGAGCAGCCUGCAGGCGGGGGCGGGAGGAAGUGCUAUUUAAUGAGGGGGUGGCCCUGAGCCUACAAUUAGGCUGUCCUGCCAGCUAGUUGGUCCUCUUGCUUGCUGAGUGGCAGUGGGUGUCCACCAUGGAGAGCGUUGCAGGCCUCUGGCCUUGGGUGCUCGGUCUGUUCUGCCUGCCAGGUUUGAUCCUUGGAGCAUCCGACACCUCUAGCUGCCCAGGAGCCUGUGACACCAGCUCCCCAGAAGACCUCACGUCUGAGGACACCCAGGGGUCCUGGGACAGGGAUAUCCCUGCAAUUAACCAAGGGCUCAUCCCAGAGGAAACCCCAGAGAGCGGCUUUCUCCUCGAGGGGGAUAUCAUCCGCCCAAGCCCCUUCCAGCUCUUCUCGGCUGCCAGUAACAAGUGGCCCAAGAGUAGCAGUGGCCUUGUGGAGGUCCCCUUCCUGCUGUCCAGCGAGUACAAUGAGCUCAGCCGGCAGGUCAUCCUGAAGGCAUUUGCUGAGUUUGAACGCCUUACAUGCAUCAGGUUUGUCUCCUAUGCUGGCCAGAGAGACUUCAUUUCCAUCGUCCCCAUGUCUGGGUGCUUCUCUAAUGUGGGGCGCAGCGGAGGGAUGCAGGUGGUGUCCCUGGCACCCGCCUGUCUCCAGAGGGGCCCAGGCAUCGCGCUGCACGAGCUUAUGCAUGUGCUGGGCUUCUGGCACGAGCAUGCCAGGGCCGACCGGGACCGCUACAUCCGUGUCAACUGGGACGAGGUCCUCCCAGGCUAUGAAAUCAACUUCCUCAAAGCUCGGAGCAGCAACAUGCUGGUGCCCUAUGACUACCUGUCAGUGAUGCAUUAUGGGAGGCUUGCCUUCAGCCGGCGUGGGAUCCCUACCCUCCUGCCACUCUGGGACCCCAGUAUCCACAUUGGCCAGCGGUGGAACCUGAGUGCUUUGGAUGUCACACGGGUCCUCAGGCUUUAUGACUGCAGACCAAGUGGUCACAGCCCCCCUGGACGAGACUUUCAGGCCCCCAGCGGUGGUAGGAGCCCCACUCCUGCCUCCAGGCCCCACUUGCAGAGGCUUCUGAAGGCACUGCUGGUGGAACCCAGGAGUCCCCACCUCAGCGGCUCUAAGACUGGAGGCCAGCACAUUACUGCAGGAGCUGGAGAGAAUUCACCUGGACGGAAGCCCUCUACUCAGGAGAAGUUCAGCACGGAGACCCCUGCAAGACCACCUCAGGCCCUAGUUUCCACCCCAAGCUCAAGGCCUGGAGCAGGUGCUCCUGGCGUUGUUCUGGAGUGGCCUUGGCUGACCCAAGUGCCUACUGUACCCCUAGCCCCAUCUCUAGAAGGAGAAAGUCAGCCAGCACCUGUUCAGGCUGCUUUGGGGAACCCAGCUCUGCCAGGAGGCCAUGUACCUGGAAAUCACUUUAGGGGGAUGUCCAGUGGUCAGACCCAAGUGGGGAGGGACUCUUCUGCCCAGAGAAGUGGGGUUGCCCAACCUGUAGCCCCUCUGGGCAGCACCUCCUUUUCUUCUAGCCCCAGUCGGGCUACCUUCUCUCAAAGGGGCAGGGCCCUCUCCUGUCUUGCUCCCCCAAGGGCUCGUGGGGACAGACAAGCUCCCUAGAUCCAUUUUUAGGGGCAGGCAGACAUAUGGGGGUAUCUGGCUCUGCCUGCUCUGACUUCUGCCCCAGCCCUGGAGGAUGCUGGGAACGGGAGGUGACAUUCUUCAGGGCUCCAGGGACAGGAGGUCUGGGAAGGGUAGGGAAGAGGCAGGUUCCAGUACUGAAGGCCCCUGGGAGCCUAUGUCUGUGUCCAAUUCCCCAGCGUGGACUAAGGGUGCUGACCCACAUA
Messenger RNA from Loxodonta africana (African savanna elephant), 4404 nucleotides. RefSeq names its product astacin like metalloendopeptidase (gene ASTL). NCBI's taxonomy places the organism in Eukaryota, Metazoa, Chordata, Mammalia, Proboscidea, Elephantidae. The coding region runs from base 2696 to 4177 and encodes 493 amino acids. The transcript has 9 exons. Gene Ontology annotation, molecular function: zinc ion binding; metalloendopeptidase activity. Gene Ontology annotation, biological process: proteolysis. The record is from RefSeq and is a predicted model, not a curated record.